Closterium sp. Yama58-4 is the source of this 1851-nucleotide messenger RNA. Lineage: Eukaryota; Viridiplantae; Streptophyta; Zygnematophyceae; Desmidiales; Closteriaceae. The record is from the annotation of a GenBank genome assembly.
AUGACUACUUCUCGUGAAAGUCACCGUGAGAGUCAACGCAGAGGUCAACGCGAAAGUCAACGCUCCUCACGAUCACGAGCCGCACCUAUCACAACUUUAGUAGCGCUUCUCGCCCUUGUGUUGCCGUCACUCGCUCUUGCCAGCAGCACGGGGGAAGCUCACUUCGCUGCCCAGCUUCUGAGUGCCCGUGGAACGAUAGGCACUAUAAGCAUAUCCGUUUCAAGGUCCAUAUCACGAGGCACGGCCCCAGCCUACACCAUUAGCUUCGGUGCCGCCGUCGCUGGCGCCGACUCGCCCCCAAGCAACCUCCUGCUCUCGCUGCCACGUGGCGCGCCGCCAUUGGCCCUGUGCGGAAGCGACUCGGCUGAUUCUGCUGGGUCUGCUGGGUCUUCUGGGUCUGCUGAGUGCCAGUGGGUGGCAACGACGCCGUCCGUGUGGGAAACGGCGGGGGAGAGGAGGGUGAGAGGGGUGGAUGUGCGGCAGGGGAAGGGGCUGGAAGAAAUUCUAGCUGCGGGAGGGGAGGGGAAUGUUGCGUUGAUAGGGUAUGGUGUGCGCGCUGCUGUGGUCGUUGGAGGGGAGGUGGUUGGUGGGGAGGUGGUUGGUGGGGAGGUGGUUGGUGGGGAGGUGGUUGGUGGGGAGGAGAGGCAUGAUGGUGAUCUGGUGGGAGCGCUACGGAGAAGCCGCGAGUACAAUCAUGCAACCCCAACCCCAACCCCAACCCCAACCCCAACCCCAACCCCAACCCCAACCCCAACCCCAACCCCAACCCCAACCCCAACCCCAACCCCAACCCCAACCCCAACCCCAACCCCAACCCCAGCCCCAACCCCAUCUCCAUCCCACGACAUUAUGAUUGCCUUGCGCAUCAUCAUUCCGCGCUACCCCCCACAGGACCCUCGCUUGGAAGUGCGGCUGCAGGGGGGAAUGGGGGAGACGGGGGAGAGGCGGGAGAGGGGGGAGUUGGGGGCGGGGCUAUCAGGGGGCAUGCGCGGAGGGGCAUUUAUGCUGGGAGCAUUCAAGGAUGGCCACGUGGUGGUGAAUUAUGACAUUCGUGUCAUCGGCCCCGCGCAACAACCUUCCGCCAUCAAUCUCCUCGUUGACUACCCCGACCCGUCCUCAUUACAAGCCACCUCGUUACAAGCCACCUCGUUACAAGUUGCCUCGUUACAGUGUGAAUCAUGGGUCGAGAAGCUUAGUCUGGUGGGCGCCACUUAUGGAAAUGGACCAGGGGGGACAGCAGGGGAAGCAGCAGGGGAAGAAACAGGGGGAGCAGCAGGGGAAGCAGCAGGGGAAGCAGCAGGGGGAGCAGCAGGGGGAGCAGCAGGGGGAGCAGCAGGGGGAGCAGCAGGGGGAGCAGCAGGGGGAGCAGCAGGGGGAGCAGCAGGGGGAGCAACAGGUGCUGAGGCUGGUGAGAGUGCUGAGGCUGGAAAGGGUGCUAAUGCUGCCGGGGUUGCUGAGUCAGCGAUUCCUACCAAGUGUGAAGCUUCCGAGCUUCCCUGUGAGGGUGAUGCUGAGCAUGCCACUACCUCUCAGAGCCUCCGCUUCUCUGAAGCAGAAAUUGAUGGUACGGAUAUCCGUGUUCGUGGCCGGACUUUUAGCAACAUGGACGAGGGCGGGUUUGAUAUUGUUAUCAUGGACGCUAUUAACGUGGAUGGAGGAGAGACGGGAGAGGAUUUAGAAAAGGCUUUUGUGGUGGAUCCAGGGCUCUCCCAUAUGUCACAUAUUCCCCGCCUGCCACACCUGCCACAUCAGCACCACGGCAGUCUGUCCUCCGCGUCGCAUGGUGCCCGUGGCAGGAGCAGGUGUGCUGUGAAGGAACGUGAUGCUGGGAUUGUUUUUGAAUCGUGCUGA